Messenger RNA from Procambarus clarkii (red swamp crayfish), 3045 nucleotides. It is a transcript of the gene in, whose product is annotated as protein inturned. Gene Ontology annotation, cellular component: cilium; cytoplasm. Gene Ontology annotation, biological process: nervous system development; cilium assembly; establishment of planar polarity. Gene Ontology annotation, molecular function: protein binding. NCBI's taxonomy places the organism in Eukaryota, Metazoa, Arthropoda, Malacostraca, Decapoda, Cambaridae. The record is from RefSeq and is a predicted model, not a curated record.
UGGGCUGGCCGAACUAUGGAUAUGUUUACAAACAUUGUAGAUGUAAACAAAAGGUUGCUGAUAUUCAGUGAACAAUUGUCAAGUACAGAUUAUUGAUGAUUGUAAGCUAGGUGUUUCUGCAAUGGAACCAGCAAAUGAUUUUGACUCAAACAGUGAGAGUUAUUCUGCAUCAUCAAGGCAGUCAGAAGAGUCUUCAUAUGAGUAUGAGGAUGCAGAAUGGCUGAAGCAUGUUCAAAAUGAUGGUUCCCUUCUUUAUGUGGAGUCUUAUGUUUCAAGCACAGUUAGAGAAAAACAAGUGCAAGCUCUUAAAGCAUCUGGAGGGAUUGAAAAGAAACCAGCUUUCUCAUCUCCUUCCAAAGAAAUCAAGAAGAAAAAUAAGCUACUAAGGUUGCUAAAACGUAGACCAAGCGUAAGAGUUAAGGGCACUCAUCGAGUUGGGGGUGGAGGAGAAGGAGGGACAAAGGGUGGAUCUGACCUAACCUCUCCCCCAAAAGUGACCUUCAGGGAUAAUCCAAGUGGGGAAGUAAGGAAAGUUAAUCUGCAGGUGUAUGAAGGUGGUAACAAUUUAGGGCGACGAGCAAGUCUUUGCGAGACGGUUCUUGGUGUGGUCCCAGGCCGUUUCAGCGAAACCCCAGAUUCUCGAGUUAUGGUUGCUGGUCUUGUACCAGGCUCGCAAGCUUUAAGAAAUGGUGUCAUCAAAAUUGGUGAUUGGUUGAAAGAGGUGGAUGAAACUGAUGUCACUUGGGAUAAUUUGGAUGAUAUACUGGCAGAGCUACAGAUACCUUCGACUAUUACCUUGUCAGUGCAAAAGUGUGCCUCAGAGACCCUCCCUGAUGAGUUGGAAAAUGACCGUAAGAGAGUAACACAAACUCAAUUAGUGAAAGUGGUAACAGGUGUGGAAGUCAACAGCCCAGAUCCAUCAUAUCUGCAAGAGUUGCCGCAUACCCUCCUGUACCUGAGCCUUGUGGGUGUUACUGAGGAUUCUCCUGAUGGUGCUGACAUCAGGUACCAGUUUCCAAAUUGGAGUAACAAAUUAGUGAAGGUGCGAGGAAUGUUCAUCACUACUGCUCAUACUGUUCAGGAGGUGGUUGGAGCUCCAGCACUUUGUUCCACUGUUUGUCUAGACGGUGAAUACUACCAUGUGGCCUAUGUUAGGGAGAAUAAUGAUGUUUUCCUCCUAGCACUGCCACAUUCCUAUGUAUCCAGUCACGAUAUUGUUGCACUGAUGGAGCAGAUUGCCAGCCUUAUUAGAUUUGAAUUUGAUACACUGUCCAAGGGAGUUGGUAAUGCUAAGAACAAGGCUUACUUGGAUCACCUGAUGAGCCAUAUACUGGGUACAGUACUUGGUCAAGGCCCAAGAGAACAAAAGGAUCCUGGACGACUCGAGAGUGAACUAACGGGAAAACAGUUGGCAGCAAAACUUAAUCCCUACCUACCUCUGAUACCUAUUACUCCCCAGAGUUUUAUCUUUGCAUACCCAUCAUGGCUUAUCUUACAAGAUGGUGGUGAAACAAAGCUUCAGAUUGACAACUGCCUCAGUGAGCUGGAGUCUGGGGACUUCGGUGAUGAUGAUUCGGAUUAUGAGGAGUCACUGUCAUUGUACAAUAUAUUGGGUUCCUGCGUGUUCUAUAAGGGCCAUCUUGUAGCAUCUCAUUUGUCAUCUGAGGACCUGAGAAAUGUUUGGCUCUUCACCUGUCACCAUGGACUUCUGUCUCUCACCACCCACGAGUCAGUGAGUCAACUGGUGGCCUGGCGGAGUGUGUAUCCUUCAGGUGAUUGUAGCAACGCCACUCGUGAUGACAGGGUGAAGCAUUACCUCUUGGUAGUCGCAAUGAACCACUGCAUCCUAGGUCUUCUUCUGGAAGCUGGAGGAGUUACUGAGUUUGUAGAUGAAGGAGCUGGACCAGAUCCAUUUCUUGUGGACCAGGCUGAGGCUUCACUCUAUCAACUUCAUGCACUCCAUGUGAACAGUGUGUGUGAAGAAAGCUUAGUUAGUGGUGGUAUUGAAACUAUUUCUGCUGAUGACAAGUUUGGAAAAGUGACACCAAGCAAGAAAGGGAAAGAGAGAAAUGAUAUUGUUGAAGCAGGAGGACUCAGACUACCAGAUGUUCCUUCAAUUUUGAAGCAAAAGUCAUCACCGCUGCCUGAAUCUAGGUUGCACAUACAUGAUCAUACUGGAUGUGAAUGUGAAGGAAGCCUUGGAGAAACUAGCGAAGAUUCUUUCACACACAGCUCUCAUGAUUCAUCUCUAGCAUUAGAAGAGGACGAGGAAGGAGAUGAUGAAUCAGAAUCUGACUGGAGAAUAUAUAAACCUACUGAGAAUAGAGGCCUUCACCAGUAUGAUUUGGACAUAAAGAGCCCACAUCAGAGACAGCCCAUCUCGCCUAUCAGGGUUACAUGUGGAAAAGAUGGGGUGUUGUUUCAUCUGGUGCAGCUUGAGGUGGGAGAAGGAGUGAUUAUUCAGUCUGAGCCUUCUGCAGUCUCAUCAUCUCCAGCGGCUUCCCCCAUUUCAGCCACCCCUAUGCAGCCUCCACCACCAUUCCAUGCACAGGUUUUACAGAGCUUCAGGUCUACUUGUGCUCAUAUACAUCAUGUCCUUCAUGCUGCUAUCAGAGGCAAGGAACCCAAUGGCAACUACAGUGUCAGCACAGCACUUAAUGGAAUUAAGGAACAUGGAGUCUUGUUUACAUACACUCCCCCCAACACCGAUGGAGGUACAACAGGAAAAAGACGUACCCAAACCUUCUCUUAUUGGGUUGUUGGGCGUCUGCUUGUUGCACCAUAUCAACGAGAAGUCUACGUAUGCUUCCAUGAAUCCGUUCCACAGAAUGUCCUUGAACUCGCCUUUAAAGUGUCACUAGGAUGUGUCAUCUGAGUGGGUAGAAAAUAUUGUAUUAGUAAUAAAACAAAUGCUUAAUUCUAAAGAAUAAUACAACAUAUAUCCAAGGUAAACACUUUAUGCUUAUAUUCUUGCAUACAAAAUUAAUAUCAGAGUGUUAGCUUAUUUUUCCAGACAUGCAAAAUAUAUUCAGUAUACAAAUUUAA